UUCCGCUCUGGUUUGUUGAUGUCCGUGAGAGCAUGGUCAUGUUUCUUGUGCUCAAGUUAGGGUCCACAUUUGACUGAUUCGAGAAGGAAUAUCGUGCGCACAACUCUAUUGUCGCGGCAUGGAUGCAUGUGUGAGAAGAUACCUGACCGUAGAUAUAUCAGCUGUAAUUAUCAAUUGCCGGUGGUCAGAGUUCGCGUGGUUUGUUUGUCGUCGCAUAAUGUGCGCCCUUCCACCUUUACAGUAAGGACACAAGCGAUGUGCUGCCAUACAUGUCAAAUUGGUGUAAAAAAGUCUCAAAUAGUUCUAGUGAGGGUUUUCAGUCGACCAUCGUUCAUUGCCUAUCAUGACAAAUGGUGAACAGAUAUGCUAACGAAUGCAUGCGAAAGAUGUAGAUCAUGAUGGCCGAGGGGAGUAACAAUGUGCAAGACAGAGAAAAGGUUACUAAGAAGAAGAGCCGGAAGACACUUUCAAAGAAGGAUGCUCACAACUCACCAGAACAUAAGGUUGCAAAGCGAAGUCCUAAGAAGGCACGGAGUAGAAAAGAUAUCCACAGUCCAUCUGAUACGAUACGGCAAUCGCAACCACAGAAAUGUUUGCAACAAACACAUCGUUCCUCCUCUUGUUUGAAAGAAAGGAAUGUGGUGGCUCAGCCGGGCAACAAUCAACCUGGUUGGAAUUACUCGAUCAAGACACCUUCAAAGAUACAUCAGGUGACCAUGAGAGAGCCAAUUCAGGUGGACCUGUUAAAAGAUCGUCCGCAAGUACCAGAAAGAAAGAAGAAAUCCGAGGUUGAGAUUCCCAGAAGGAUACGUCUGCAAUCUUCCGUGACUUCAAGGAUAGGUCGAACCGCAGUGUCAAUGCAACCGAAGACGCGGAACAUCACUCAGCCAUUGCAGUCUAGGGAUGUCGGAACUCAAGCCACCAGCAGGACAACCUCGAAGGCUGAAGUUCCUAUCAUAGAGAUGGCCCAGAAAUCACGUUUGAGCACUUCACAUGUCCACCAGAAUGGACUUUCUGCAUUGGUGACGGAGCGUUCAUUUAAGAAAGGCAUUUUAAAAGUCGGUAAAAAAUCAGAUACAGGUGGCAACAACAAUGCGCAGCCCGCACAUUCAGAAGUAAUGAAUAACUUGAGGGAAGAGCAAAGUGGAUUUGCGACCACGGAAGUGAGUGAAUCCACCGAGCCGAGACUCAUCAUGCCAAAAAAGGUGGUUUUGUUUCAAGAUUGGAGGCUUGGAACACUGAAGGGUCCCGAUAGACCUGCGGGUGAUCACUGGCAAAAAGCUGAGAGUCACGAGGGCUCAUUACUCCAAGUUGAAAAUCAGAAGCAUCAGGAUCGCCGGUUUCCACAGAAAAAAGCAAUAAUGACGGAGCAAGGGAUGUCAGUCAGGCAUUUGGAAGGUCUUAUAGAUGGAGACCGUGCCAAGACCUCGCCACUAAGUUCAAAAGUUGGCUCUCAAUCUAUUGCCAACUAUCCCAUCUUUGAGGAAGUUGAAGAGAGUGCUAGGGGGUAUGCCAAUUUUCUCUACAGACCAGGAGCUGGGUGGUUGAACGUGGGCUCCGAAACCAUGUCUUCACGAAGCUCUGGGCCUUCUGAAAAAGGGAUUAAGCCUCAAAGCUGCGAAGCUAAUAAAAGUACAAGCGAGAUAGUUCUUGCUGUUUCCUCGGCCAACGCAAGAAGGCAAGAAAUGAGGAAAGCAUUAAUACAGCGUCUUGGGGGAGAAAUGCAACGAAAGAAAUUCCUGGAUUCGAAGAAUUGUGCAGACUCUAAACAUUCACAGUGUAGAUGCUGCUAGUAGGUGCUCAUGGAGCUUGAAGACUAUGUAUCAGGAUCAAGGGGUGACAAACGUGGCUGAUGCUCACAGCCACGAUGUUAACAAAGACUUCAAUGUUACACGGAAAUAAUCGGCUGUUGUUCCGGGACAUUAAACCUCGCAACAAGGAGUCGAACACAGUCGGCUCAAUACCUGUGUGUGAAGUCUGGAUUGGCUGUCAGUACAUUUUUUAAAGCUUUAUUUUAUGAUUUUUGGAAGAUGAAUUAGAGGGUUUUGAGGGUGAAACACCUUAAGGACUGUUGUGAUGAGUGUACGUUAGUAUCAUCCGGGAGAAUUAGUCGAUCAGCUGCGUCCAGAGCGCUCUUCAUUGUGUUAGCUAUUAGCAUUAGUAUCUCAAGAUAUGCGCACAGCUCAUAAGAGAUGAACUGGAGGUGAGUCAUCAACAGGUAUGUAAUUUAUAAUAAAGUAACUGAUUCAAAUUC
Physcomitrium patens is the source of this 2254-nucleotide messenger RNA. The record is from RefSeq and is a predicted model, not a curated record. Lineage: Eukaryota; Viridiplantae; Streptophyta; Bryopsida; Funariales; Funariaceae.